This is a messenger RNA of Bufo gargarizans (Asiatic toad), 825 nucleotides long. Its product is annotated as protein shisa-6-like. The record is from RefSeq and is a predicted model, not a curated record. NCBI's taxonomy places the organism in Eukaryota, Metazoa, Chordata, Amphibia, Anura, Bufonidae. The transcript has 4 exons. The coding region runs from base 1 to 825 and encodes 274 amino acids. Gene Ontology annotation, cellular component: AMPA glutamate receptor complex; postsynaptic membrane; dendritic spine membrane. Gene Ontology annotation, biological process: regulation of short-term neuronal synaptic plasticity; regulation of AMPA receptor activity.
AUGGACGGCACUGUGCUUGGUAAGCAAAAAGAAGGCCGCAGAACUUCUGCAAGCACAGGUGACCAUCAGCAAAAUUAUAAUCACCUCGUGCUCAAUAACUCCUCCCAGACACCCACAAACGAAAAACCACGUGUGAACAACAUCCUGACCUCUGCGACGGAACCGUAUGACCUUUCCUUCUCCCGAUCCUUUCAGAACCUCUCCCACCUCCCCCCAUCCUACGAGUCGGCUGUCAAGACCAAUCCAACUGACAAAGAAGCCGACGAAUAUUAUACGAGAAGACGCCAUCUUCCAGACCUGGCUGCCCGGGGGACGCUUCCCCUCAAUGUCAUAAAAAUGACCCAGGAUCAGUUGAACUAUAGAGAGAGACCAAGAAGACCUGUACGUGCCAUGUCUCAAGACCGAGUCCUGUCUCCAGAAAAGAACAUGCCGGGAGAAGAAGGUUAUGGAAUGCCAUAUGAUCGAAUCCUGUCAGAUGAGCAGCUUCUAUCUGCCGAACGGCUACACUCUCAAGAUCCUCUUCUGUCACCAGACAAGGCCAUGACCCUCAAAAGGUCUGACUUUCAAGAGAAAUCUCUGUCAAGAGCCAUUUCCCAAACGGAUGUCUUUGUUUCCACGCCUGUAUUGGAUCGUUACCGGAUGACAAAGAUGCACUCUCAUCCCAGUGCCUCAAAUAACUUAUAUAACACGUUGGGUGUGAACCAAACUGCUGCCAAACGCCAAGCCUUUGCUUCACGGAGGCAUAACACAGUCGAACAACUGCAUUAUAUUCCUGGACACCACCAACAGUACCGCACAGCUAGCAAAACAGAAGUGACUGUUUGA